Messenger RNA from Cynoglossus semilaevis (tongue sole), 2327 nucleotides. RefSeq names its product POU domain, class 3, transcription factor 4. Gene Ontology annotation, biological process: regulation of transcription by RNA polymerase II; brain development. The record is from RefSeq and is a predicted model, not a curated record. The transcript has a single exon. Lineage: Eukaryota; Metazoa; Chordata; Actinopteri; Pleuronectiformes; Cynoglossidae. Gene Ontology annotation, cellular component: nucleus. Bases 13 to 1116 code for a protein of 367 amino acids. Gene Ontology annotation, molecular function: DNA-binding transcription factor activity, RNA polymerase II-specific; RNA polymerase II cis-regulatory region sequence-specific DNA binding.
CCACCAGCCAGCAUGGCCACAGCUGCCUCCAGCCCCUACACCCUGCUCAGCUCCAGCCCCAUGAUCCACCCGGACAGCCAGGCCAUGCAGCCUGCUAGCCCCUACAGAGGCCACCAGAAGCUCCUCCAGAGUGACUACCUGCAGAGCGUACAGAGCAACGGGCACCCCCUCGGGCACCAGUGGGCCAGCAGCCUGUCCGAUGGCAGCCCCUGGUCGGCCUCCAUGGAGCAGCAGGACGUCAAACCAAACCGGGAGGACCUGCAGCUCGGCAUCAUCCACCACCGCUCCCCGCACGUAGCGCAUCACUCCCCGCAUCACAACAACCAUGGCAACCACCCGGGAGCCUGGGGAACCCCGGUGUCCCACAACUCCUCCAUCAGCAGCGGGCAGCAGAUCAACAUCUACUCCCAGACGGGCUUCACUGUCAACGGCAUGCUGGAGCACGGCGGCCUCACGCCUCCCUCUAACCCGCAGGGCCAAGGCAUGCACCCGGGCCUCAGGGACACGCUCAGCCCCGAGCACAGCGACCUCGGCGGACACCACUGCCACGACCACUCCGAUGAGGAGACGCCGACCUCGGACGAGCUGGAGCACUUUGCCAAGCAGUUCAAGCAGCGGAGGAUCAAACUGGGGUUCACCCAGGCCGACGUGGGUCUGGCUCUGGGCACUCUCUACGGAAACGUCUUUUCCCAGACCACCAUCUGCAGGUUCGAGGCUCUGCAGCUCAGCUUUAAAAACAUGUGCAAACUAAAGCCGCUGCUGAACAAGUGGUUGGAGGAGGCGGACUCGUCCACCGGCAGCUCCAGCAGCAUAGACAAGAUCGCAGCUCAGGGGAGGAAGAGGAAAAAGAGGACGUCGAUCGAGGUCAGCGUCAAAGGAGUCCUGGAGACGCACUUUCUCAAGUGUCCCAAACCCUCGGCGCAGGAGAUUACCGCGCUGGCGGACUCGCUGCAGCUGGAGAAGGAGGUGGUGCGGGUCUGGUUCUGCAACCGGAGGCAGAAGGAGAAGCGCAUGACUCCGCCGGGGGAGCCGCCGCCCCCCCCCCCGGGUGGAGAGACCGCCCACGAGGUGGGGGGGGGGGCAGGAGGAGACGCUGCCUCCUGUCACGAUCUCUGACCGGAGGACCGGGAGGAAUCCCGCGGCACACAGACUCCAGAGCGCAGGGCACGGGGCAGAGAGGCGGGGGGCGCCCCGCCGUCCGUGCCCCGGUACAGACUCGCCCCUGCAGAUGCCUCCGCUCCGGCACUGGACGCAUCACAACAAGAGAGAGAAUGAGAGAGAAAACCUGUUCAGCCUUUGUCAUUUUUAACAGUCGUGAGGGCAUUAUUCCACCAACCAACACCAAACUCCACGUCACUCUUUUAUUUAGGCUUUGGUUUUUAUUUUAAUUUUUUUAAUUUAAUAUUUUUUUUGGAGCCAUUCAGAUGAUUUUUCUCUAUCACGGAUACAAAUACAAAAAUGUGCCUCUAAUAACCUGCCAGCGCCUUUGGUUGGUGUCACGGUUCUCCAGCAGCUCGAUAAUACCGACGGUGUGGGACUGAUGUGUCGAUUCCUUUUGGCCUCUCGCAUAUGAUCAAUGGAGUGAAACUGAUAAUAAUAUCACUUUUCCUAAUUGAUUUGCUGCGGCACCGGAGGUUGAUCCACAGCCAGGCUUCACUUCCUGUUUAUUUACACUCAUUAUUUUGUAACAUACUCGUAGCAGCUGUGUAAUUAUUCUUAUUUUUUAUUUUUUUGUUAUUUUUUUUCCAUAUGCAAUUAUAGGCCUUGAUAGGAGCCGUAGAGCUACAGAACACACCACAGCACUUGGAGGACCUCUCAGUCCGAACCCCCGACCUCUGACCCCACUCCCCCUCUCCCUUCCUCCCCCCCAGGCCUUUUAUUUAUAAAUCCAUUUAUUAGAUUUCAAUCAUCCUCGACCAUAAAAACUGUGUGCAGAGUAGAUAGAAGGGCGGUCUGACGCUACACACCUGCCUAUAAUGAAUUCAUUUUACUGUACCUUCAGUAUCAAAGUUUUAUACCCUGAAGUACUCCUCCUCUCUGGUUUAUUUCCUAAGUAUUUUUUUGGAAUAUUGUACAGUUUUAUAUAUUCCCCUUUGGAGUCAAUAAUUUACACAAAUGCUCUUAGUUAUUCAUGCACUUAAUUAGCAAUGUACAAAAAAACAAACAAACAAAACAAACGAUAUUUUCAUUAAGAUUGAACUGUAUCGGCGGUUUUAUUCCAAAUUUCGAUGACAGCUCGAGUGAUUAUUUAUUUUCAGUAUAAAGCUUGUAUUAUGUUUUGAAAUAAACUAUGUAUGUUGUAAUAAAACAAUUUGUUGCUACAACUG